AUGUUAAAAUUAUGUUCACAGUUUCUAAUAGAUCUUUUCAAAGUCCAAUCUCAAGCUGAACAACAAAUAAUAAAUGAGAAAGUCAAAGUUGAACAAAUUCCAAGACAAAUAAUAAUAGCACAAGACGCUCAUCCUUUAUUACCAACGGAAUGUAUGCAACAAAUAUUUAAAUAUGUCAAUGUUCAAGAAAAUGGACUUUAUUCCUGUCUUUUCGUUAAUAAAUAUUGGUGUAAAAAUGUACUUCCAUUACUUUGGGCUUCCCCUUUUCGAAAUUCAUAUAUUAUAGGUUGUUGGGCAACCGUAAAUUCAUAUUCAAAGAGCACCCUAUCUAAAGAGGCCCUUAGGCAACUUAAUAAAUACAAAUUUAUAGAAACUUGUAUUUCUUGCUUGGAUAAUCAAGAAUUUUCUUACCUAAAUUCUUUAUUUCAAAAUUACUAUUCAAUUAACCUCUCAUCCGGAAAGAAACCUUUAAUUAAUUAUCCUAGUUUUUUACAAGAACUUUUUUAUGACGACUUUGAGAGUACAAUUCAUUCAUAUUUAAUGAACAAAUUUGGAGUUAAGUAUAAAGAACAACAAGUUCUUGUCAUUGCAACUUAUUUAAUGAAAUUAUUUCUUUCUGAAUCAACGAAUCUUCGAAUAAUAAACUUUAAUAGACAUCAAAAUUUUCAUAAAUUAGAUAUGCCCAAUUUAUUACUAGGAAAAAAAUCAACAAAAAAUUCCUUCUUAACGUUAGAUAGGUUGGUCAAAUUUCAAAUUAAUCAUAAUCGUUCCAUACUUACGCAAAGUACAAUUAAUCUAUUAAAAUUAAUCUCAAUUAGUUGCAAGAAUAUUCAUUAUUUGGAUUUUAAAUUUAAACAUCAUGAAUAUAAUGAUAUCAUCUUACUAUUAAUUAUAGAAAUUAUUAAAUCACAAAAACAUAUUUCGGAAUUUAAUAUCUCCAAUCUUAAAAAUAAUUUCGAGAUCAUUUUAUCCAACUUAUUAUUAUUACACAAGAAUACUUUGGUUUCGAUGAGGUUGGAAGGUGUAUAUAUUUCUGAAAAUUCUGUAGAUAUGCUGAAACAAUUUGGAAAUAUUAGAAAGAUUAAAUUACUUCACUGUAAUAAACUUACUAGUGAAGUUUUACCUGAUUAUUCAGAAUAUAUCGCAAAGUUAAAAUAUUUAUAUUAUUAUAAUAAAAAAUAA
Molecule: messenger RNA, 1182 nt
Organism: Funneliformis mosseae
Lineage: Eukaryota; Fungi; Glomeromycota; Glomeromycetes; Glomerales; Glomeraceae
Source: the annotation of a GenBank genome assembly